GUUACAUGACACCCACACCUGUGUCAUAACUCUAUUUGUUGGAGCUGCUAGAAUUGUUUGUAAUUCAGUUUUGCCAGCGGUGCUCGUAUUGAACCCGAGCCCCGAAAUGCCCCUCAAUUGCCCUGCGCCACACUUUGAAAUCAGCCGGCUGAGGCGGUCCGCCUAUCCUAUAAAACAACCUCUCCCUCCCACAACUUCACACGCAGUGUCUUACAGUCGCUGAGUCUCACGUUUCAAGAAACAGAACACCUUACUUCCUCAAUCACUAACAGUUGAUCUCUUGCUUUCUAAAAGCCUCGUUCCGACGUCCGCAAUGGCAUCCUCAUCCCACCUUCCAUGGUCCCGGUUCAAAGCUGCAGAGCCAGCGCCAUCGUCAGACCGUACCUCAUUCACCUUGAGUCCAACCACCUCUUUUCCGACCGACGUAUGGCGCAAACCUGGUCCACCAGAGGUGAAGACGUUCAAUGCGCCCAUUAUGUACAAAACCAUCCCACUAUCCGCCUUCAAGCGAGCCCGCGUCACCAUAAGCGGCAAUUGGUCACGGCUGUACGACCAAGGCGGCCUAGCCAUCGUCCUUCAAGACCCGAAAAUAAUCUUAGAUACCGACAGGAAAUGGGUCAAGACCGGAAUCGAGUUCUAUCAAGAGGAGGCGUAUGUCGGUACUGUAGCCGCGGAUCGGUGGGCGGAUUGGAGUUUGCUACAGGUGGGUAUCAAGGAGGGGAAGAUGGUUACGCUGGAGAUGGAGCGGGAUACAGAAGCGGAUACCCUUUGGGUGUAUGUUAUUGAUGGGAAGAGGAGACAUCCAAUUCGAGAGGUUACCUGGAUUUUGAGUGAGCCGGAUGUGCAGGCUUGGGUCGGGGUUUAUGCUGCUAGUCCAAAGCCGGACGAGAAGGAAUUAGAGGUGAAGUUUGAGGGAUGGGAGUUAGAGGUUACGGAAUAAAGUUUGUGUGGAUGGUGAAAGUCCGAAGAGAAUAUCAAUGAGACUUUGUCAGGUUGCUGUAUCUGCAUUUAUCUACUCGCUCCCACGCAUGUUUUGUCUCGUGUCACGCCAAAGAAUUGCCAAAACAAGUCAUAGUCCAGAAUUUUGCGUCGUGGGCACCGUGGGAAGGUUCUGAAGUAUGCUCUUCUCGCAUUGAUUUUCCUUCUUGUAAACGCUACGAGCAA
Messenger RNA from Hyaloscypha bicolor E, 1164 nucleotides. RefSeq lists its product as uncharacterized. The transcript has a single exon. Bases 314 to 940 code for a protein of 208 amino acids. Lineage: Eukaryota; Fungi; Ascomycota; Leotiomycetes; Helotiales; Hyaloscyphaceae. The record is from RefSeq and is a predicted model, not a curated record.